AUGUACUGCACCAAAGAUUGCGCCUGCCGUUUGUGCCGCGAGCUGCGCGACUAUAAGCUGAGCGCCAAGAAGUCAGCAGUGCCCUCCCUGCUGGGGCGCAUGCUCAAUGAGAACUUCAUACUGAGGCGUCGCGGCAUUUCGCUGAAGAACUUUCAGCCGCAGUCGCUGCGCAAUAGCGAAAUGUGUCAGUCGCAGCCGCGCGAUUUGCCACGCCCAGCGCAGACACCCUCGCCCACGCCCAUCGAGGAGCUGCCCGACUGGGCGGCCACACAGCGCAGGCGGGAAGGCGAGCAGGAACGGGAUCGUGAUGGGAAUGGAAAUGGAAAUGGGCAUCUGGGUGAUCGCGAGGUCAAACCAAAUCACAAAGUGGUCAUCUAUUUUGGUGACUCCAUGAGUCGAGCACAGCCGCAGCCGCAGCCGGAGUUGCAGUCGCAGUCGCAGAUACCCGCAUUGACUCCGAAGCUGCCCGCAGAUGCAGCCAAUCUGCACUCGCAGCUGCUGCAGGAGAUGUCCCAGAAACUGCAGACCAAUGACAAAGGCAAGCCCGAGACGGAGGUGGCGCAGGCGCAGGCGCAGGCGGAGGCGGAGGCGGAGGCUGAGGCGAAGACUAACGCUGAUGAUGAACUGCCGCCCUACAUUGAGAGCGUGCAGAAUGGCGUAAUUAAUAUCAAAAUUGAAGGCAAUUACCGGCGCGCCAGCGCUCUGGUGGAAACGGUGGCAAAGCCAACGCUGGCCGUUGUUGGCCAAAUGAAAUCCGAUGCUGCUAACAGCAAACCGACUGCAGCUGAUCAUCAUGAUAAUGCAGACGAUGAUGAUGAUGAUGAUGACGACGACGAUGACGAUGAUGAUGAUGAUGACAGCGUCUCUGGCCCUGGCCACGAUGCGGAGACCGCGAGUCAGUCAGAUUCAUGCGAUUGGAGUUACGUUCAGGAGUGGCGACGCGCUGCGAGACGGCCCACGGGAAAUUUGCCGCCUAACUUUGGUCAGCAGGCGGCCGGUCAGAUGACGGGUCUGCCGCCGGUGCCGCUGCAGCCGCAGAUGCAGGCACAGCAACAGGCGCAGUCGGCGCUUGCAGCACACACGUCGCAGCUGGGAGCAGUUGGUGCUGGCUUGGCGGUGGCCAUGGCCACACCAGCGCCACGCGUGUUCAAGGAGCUGGCGCAGCAGCCGAACAAAGCGCCACUCAGCAAUAAAUCGACAGCGAAUGCGUUGCCCUUGGUAAGCAGCCCCUUGCCACAGCAGCAGCAGCAGCAACAACAGUUGACAUCGUCAGCCGUUAAGGCGGGCAUGCCGCAGCGCGCGGUAGCUGGACCCGCCAGGCUGACGGUGCAGAGUACGCCGGUUAAGUCGCAGCCGCCGCAGCUGAGCGGCAGCUUGCAGAGCUCGCCCAGUCGGCCCACAUUGGGCAUUCCGACAGCGACAUCGACGUCGACGUCAACGCCGGCGCCACGAACGCAUCAGCACGAACAGUUCCGAGCACUGCAGCGGGUGCAGGAGUGCCACAGUUCCUCGGACGAGAACCGCAGCUCGGGGCAUGCCAGCAUGUCGGACACGGGCGGGCACAGCUCGUCGCCGGCUGGGGGCAUGACCUUGGGACCGCUGCCCGAGGAUCGGCUGGCCGCCGGUGUGACCAAUCGCAGCACGCGCUCGAGACGUCAUCGUGGCAUUAUGCCCGCCGGCAAGGCGCCCUGGAGCGGCAGCGGGCUGGAGGACAUCAAGCUAGCCAUACAGCAGCUGACGAUGCGCUCCCAGACGAGCAGCAGCACCUACAGCAGUCUGAGCGCCGGCUCGGAGAGCUCAGAGCCGGCCCGCCGUCUGGGCCGCUAUUCAUCGCUGGAGACGGUCAUCACCAGCACCAGCGCGGACGAGUUUGUGUGGGUGGACUCGCACAAUCGUCUCGUGGAGCUGCAGCAUCCGCCAUGGAGCCAGCAGUGCAUCAUGCGCGUGCUGCGCAAUGGCCGCUGCAAGCAGCAGGCGGAUCACAUCUCUGUCGAGGUCAUCUCCAGACUGGGCUAUCUGCUGCAGCGUGCUCUGGUGCGCAUUGCCAGGGAGAUUCAGCGGUUCUCGGCCGGCUUGGGCUUGUGCUCCAAGCAGGAGGUGACCGGCGCAUUCAAGGUGGUGCUCUGCUCCACGCUGGCCGACUCCUGCACCAAGGCGUGCCUGCGUGCCGCCGCCAUGUUCGCGGUGCCCGGCGAGAGCGCCCUCAAGCAGAGCAAAUCGUCGCGUGCCGGGCUCCAGCUGUCGGUGGGCAGCUUCUUCAGAUGGAUGACGGAUGCACGGCUGGGCAAGUUCAUACACGAGUACGCUGCGGUCUAUCUGUGCGCCGGCAUUGAGAAUCUGCUCGAGGAGAUCAUGCUGCAGUGCGGCGGAGCUGGCGGUGGCAGCACCACAGCCCCGGCUCUAGAUCAAAGCAUUGCCAGUUCGGGUGACUUCUGGGGCCUGCUGCAGCCGUUCGCCCACCUGAAUGCCGGACGCAUUGCCUCCGGCGCCUUGGCCAUGCCGCGCUGGGCAAGCCCCUUCUCGCUGGCCACCUGCGUGGGCAGCAUACGGGAGCUGAAGGAGAAGGCGCUGCGCACCCAGCAAGAGUUCCAGCAUGCUGCCGCCCUCUCCAACGCGGCACUCAGUGCGCUCUUCUACUUCAUGCGCUGCUCCCAGCUGGAGCACACGGAGCUGGCGGCUCAGAGCUCCACGGCCGGCCAGGCGCCACCCAACAGCGGCACCCAGAAUGUGCAGGAACUGUGCUAUGAGCGCGCCUAUGUGGUGCUGCCGCCGCUGGCCGAGUGGCUGCGGGUGGCCUCGGCGCACGCGGAGCACCGCAAUGGCCUGAUGAUUGACAAGGAUGAUAUUCUGCAGGCUGCGCGUUUGCUGCUGCCCGGCGUGGACUGUCCCAUACGCCCGGUGGCCCAUGACGAGGAGCUGCCCACCAAGAAGACGCACUUCAGCAGCGGCAGCACCACUGGCACCGGCAGCAGCUCCAGCUCACCAGCCGUGAGCAGCAUUGGCGAGGAUACCUCGGAGCUGGGCCGGCGAGCCACCAUCGCUGUGGCCUUCAAGCUGCUGCUGACAGGCCGCGCCGAGCUGCUGGCUCAGGCGGCGCAGCUGCUGCCGCCCACCACGCGCUAUGACACGCAGAACAGCGCCGGACUGACUGCACUGAUGAUUGCCAGCAUACGGAACGAUGAGGUGGCACUGCAUGCCCUGAUCGACGCUGGCUGUGAUCCCAACGUGGAGGUACCGGCUGCGGGCACCAGCGGCUAUCCAGCCAUUCAAGCGGACACGCAGCACUGGACGGCGCUCAGCUUUGCUGCCAGCCGCGCCAACUACGUGGCGCUGCGUAUUCUGCUGGAGCGCGGUGGCAAGGUGGAGGGCGGCGCUCGGAGCAGCGAGGAGAAGUGCACGUUGACGCCGCUGCAGCUGGCCGCGGGCACUGGCAAUCUGGAGAUGGUGGCCCUGCUACUGGCCCAUGGCGCGAAUGCUUUCCUCUCCACACAACAGAAGGAUACGCUGUGCUUCGCGGGCGCUGCACAGAAGGGCUGCUUCUGCGCCAUCUCCGUGGCAGCGGCGCACGGGCAUCGCUCAUGCCUGCGUAAGCUGCUCACGCAUCCGGUGUCGCCUGGCACUCGGGAUGUGCUCUCGCUGGAGGAGAUGCUCGCCGAGGGCGACGUGGUGGGCGUACGUGGAUCCGGCGCUACCACAGCCGUUGCCGGCGAGGAUCUGCUGCCGCUGCUCAACAAGACGCAGAUCAAGCGUCUGCAGGAGGCCAUGUACCACAGCGCCGAGAACAAUCAUCUGGAUAUAACCAUUGAGCUGCGCAAGCUGGGCGUGCCCUGGACCCUGCACUGCUGGAUGCAUGCGCUGUCAGCGGCUCAUGAGCUGCGCCUGGACGCAGUCAUUGAUCAGCUGCUGCAGGACUUUCUGCAGGUCUGCCCCGAUGACUACAGCGCCCAGUUCGUCAGCGAGUGCCUGCCUCUGCUCUUCAACAUCUUUCGCAAUAAGAACGAGGGCACCACUCUGCUGCUGGCGGACAUCUUUGCCACCUGCUUUGGCUGGGAGGCGCUGCAUCCGCUCAAGGAGCAGCCGCCCAUGCAGCCCGUGCAGGGCACGCGCAUCGAUCCAAAGUUCGUCAACAAUCCGGAACUAAGCGAUGUCACCUUUCGCGUCGAGGGCAAAAUCUUCUAUGGCCACAAGAUAGUGCUGGUGACCGCCUCGCCACGCUUCCAGAGCAUGCUCAGCUCCAAGCUGAGCGACGCCAACAGCACGCCCACAGUGCAGAUCAAUGACAUACGCUACCACAUCUUCCAGCUGGUGAUGCAGUUCCUCUACAGCGGCGGCUGCAGCGCUCUGGACGUAUCGCAUGGCGAUGUGCUGGAGCUGAUGGCAGCUGCCAGUUUCUUCCAGCUGGAGGCUUUGCUCUGCUACACAGAGGCGCGCUGCUCCGAAAUGGUCGACGUGGACAACGUGGUGGCCAUGUACAUCCAUGCAAAGGUCUACAAUGCCAACAAUCUCUUGGAGUAUUGCCAGUGCUUUCUGCUGCAGAACAUGGUUGCGCUGCUGACCUACGAUGAUUCUGUGAAGCGUCUGCUGUUCGCCAAGAAGAUACCAAACCACGAUGUCCUGGCCGGUCUGCUGCAGACGCUGCAGCAGCGGCUCAAGACCCGCAAGCCGAACGCCGUCGGACUGAUCAGCGCCUAUCGCUCGCCGCCGGCCACGCCCGUCAAGAAGUAGCGGCGCCCCACCCCCUGCCAGACUAACCCACACACACAUACAUGUCCCGCUUAUGUCAUAUUUAUUGCAUUGUUUUCUAUAACGAAGUCUCUCGUAUGUAUUAUAUAACGCCCAAGUCCCUAGAGCCCUAUCCCUAGUUGUAUGUUUUGUACUCUCCACUUGUUCAGCGCACUGUUAAUUUAAAUGCUUAUGCUAGAUAACGUGGUACAGAUUAGAGCAUCCCGUAGCUACCUGUAGUUAGAUGAAAUUG
Molecule: messenger RNA, 4975 nt
Organism: Drosophila hydei
Lineage: Eukaryota; Metazoa; Arthropoda; Insecta; Diptera; Drosophilidae
Product: ankyrin repeat and BTB/POZ domain-containing protein 2
Exons: 7
Coding region: 1-4725 (1574 amino acids)
Molecular function (GO): protein heterodimerization activity
Source: RefSeq, a predicted model, not a curated record